This is a messenger RNA of Nelumbo nucifera (sacred lotus), 1538 nucleotides long. The record is from RefSeq and is a predicted model, not a curated record. NCBI's taxonomy places the organism in Eukaryota, Viridiplantae, Streptophyta, Magnoliopsida, Proteales, Nelumbonaceae.
GGCCAACAACGCUUCAGCCCUUUUUCUCAGUCUCAAGUCCAGAAAUUGAUGAGAAGCCCGCGAGCCACAAGGAAGAAAGAUGCAUCUCUUCGCUAUCCUCCUUCUUUUCUCAAUUGCACUGGAAAGCGACCAGUCGACCACUUCCUUGUUCCCUCUUCUCUGCUUGUUCACUUUUCGUUCCUUAAUUACAAGCCAGCAUUUUCAGUUGGGCUUUCAUUUAAUUUCUUCAAUUUCUAGCGCUCUCCCUCUACUUCUUAAAUCUUUCAGUUGGGAUUUCUCUUUCCCUUCCCUUUUAAGCCUGUUCAUCUCCCUCUGAUUUCUCUGCUUCAUUCUCUCCUCUGUUUUGAGUGUUUCAGGGUCUGGGCUUUGAAGGGUCUCUGCUUUUUCUACCAUGGGGUGGUUCUUUAAGACCCAACGUGUCAUCUACAAGCCUGUAGAGGAAGUUGAUCUUAGCCCAGAUAGCGAUGAGGUUUAUCUCCGGGCAAAUGGGGUUUUAAUCCCAUCGCCUUUUCCUUGCUGUGUUAUCGUUUGUUUCCUGUGCAUGACAAAUAAUUCUGCGUUGUUACCAUCAGGCUGUGAAGUUAUUUAAUUGUUGUGAGAUUUGUAUAGCAUCAAUUUUACACUCAAGAAAAUGGAUGAUAGAAAGGACAAGAAUGGUAAUGGGACAGAAGAAAGAGGGCUUUUUUCACACCUUGCUCAUGGUCUUGCUGGACAUCCUCCUGGACAUUAUCCACCAUCACCAUGGGCAUAUUCUCCACAAGGCUACCCCCCACAGGGCUACCCUCCACAGGGCUACCCUCCACAAGGCUAUCCCCCACAUGGAUAUCCUCCCCAAGGUUACCCACCACAAGGCUACCCACCAGCAGGAUAUCCUCCACCACCAGGUGCAUACCCUCCAGCCGGUUAUCCUGUUCCAUCUGCUCCACAUUAUGGAGGACCCAGUUCUAGCACGGGGGCAUUGCUAGCUGGAGGUGCUGCUGCUGCUGCUGCCGUUUAUGGAGCUCACCAGUUGUCACAUGGUGCUCAUCAUCUGAUGCAUGGCCCCCAUUAUUUCCACGGUUUCCACAAGCAUGGCAAGUUCAAGCACCAUGGCAAGUUUUUUAAGCAUGGAAAGUUCGGCAAACGCUGGAAACAUGGGAUGUUUGGAAAGCACAAGUUCAUGAAGUGGAAGUAAUCAUCCUCUUUUAAGAGGGAGAAAACUUUGGCUGCCUAUGUUCCACAGCCUGGGCUGCCAACAGGGCAGGUUACUUCACCGAGCAAUGCAUGCAGCAGCAGCAACACUGUUACACCAAACUUGUGUCAGCUAACGUGUUAAACAGGGAGAGCCCGGUUGACGGAUCAGGCUGCUGAACUUGCACAGCCAAGUUUUUUUCUCUUGGAGGACUAACUGCACUAAUGUUUGGUUGCUACUAUUACUACAGAUUCUGGGUUUUGAAACAUUAUCUCCUAUUAAGGAUUGUAAUUACGAGUUUAACUUGUUACUAUUGCUUUUCUAUGGGAUUUACUUGAUUAAAUAAACCAGCUAUCCUUCCUUCCAA